CAAGCAAGCCAUGCGUUUUUCACACAGCCACGGAAACCUUUUCCAAUAUUUAGCCACCUUUUCUGGAACUUUUUCUAUUAUAACUUCUGGGAUUAAUUUGGGAUGGACAUCUCCCUAUUUGCCUCAACUUCUCAGUGCCAACUCUACUAUUCCCACGACUAGUGAUGCAGGCUCUUGGUGUGCCGUUAUGCCCCUUUUGGGAGCUCCAGUCGGAGCACUCCUUGCCGCAGUGUUGGUUGACAUAAUCGGCAGAAAAAACACGACGCUGCUUAUGACUCCAAUAAUUUUCUUUUCGUUCAUCUGGACUGCUUAUGCCAACAACAUUUGGGUUAUCUCCGGCAUCAGAUUUAUAAUUGGGGCAACUGAAGGUGCCCUUUACACCGCUUUACCUAUGUACAUUGGUGAAAUUUCUGAUCCUAAAAUUCGUGGAUUUUUGGCAUCGACACCGACAAUUGCAGGAAUCGCUGGUACACUUUUUAUUAAUAUUAUUGGCCAGAAAUAUUCGAUUUUCACAUCGUCGCUAAUUUGCGCUCUUGUUCCCUUGGUUCAUUUCGCAACUUUCGUUUGGAUGCCGGAAUCUCCGUAUUAUUACAUCAAGAAACACAAAGUGGCGGAUGCUGAGAAAAGUUUAAAAAUAUUGCGAGGAACUGAAGAUGUUGAAGAUGAAUUGGAUUUAUUGUGUAAAGCCGUAACGAGACAAGAACAAAGCAAAAAGGCCAAAGUAACGGAUCUUUUCACUGUUCCGAGCAAUAGGAGAGCUUGUUUCAUUUAUGUCAUUAUUUGCCUAACUAACAAGUUUAGCGGCAAAAAUCCGUGUCUGUUUUACACUACGAUGAUUUUUGAAGAGGCUGGAAGUCGCAUUGAUUCGGAAUUGUCCGUAAUUAUCUACUGUUCUGUCGAAUUAAUUGCAACUUUAGUGGCCAUUUUCGUCGUGGAUAAAUUCGGAAAAAGGCCACUUUUGAUUACAUCAACAGCUGGUUGUAGCAUUUCCGUGUUUUUCCUUGCUACGUAUUUCUUCAUCAAAGAUUGGUAUCCCGACUUUGUUGAAACUUUUGAUUGGUUACCGAUUACAUCUCUGGUGUCUUAUAACGUCUUGUUUAGUAUUGGAUUGGCUUUCGGUGCGGUUUCAGUACUAAGUGAAUUAUUUCCAACAAAUGUUAAAGCCGUCGCUUUGGGCACUGCUGAUACCUUUUCGGUUAGUAUGGGAGCAGUGGCGUCGAAAUUUUUCCAAUUCACCAAAGACGAAUUUGGAAUGUACGUGCCUUUUUGGUUCUUUGCGACGUGUUCAGCUGUCGGAUUAAUCUUCAUCAUCAAGUUUGUACCUGAGACUAAAGGCAAGACUUUAGAAGAAAUCCAACAGUUCUUGAUUGCUGAUGGGAGUGACACAAGUGAGAAAGAGUGUAAGAAGAGUGAGUUUGGCAUUUGAUUGAUUUAAUGACGUGUGAAGGUUUUAACCGCAUGAAAGACACUUGGUUAGGCAAGAUAUUAGUGGUUCUGCAGAUAACGUUACAGAAGCCGUACAUUACGUGCUUCCGCAUUGUGAUAUUGUUUUUUAUUUAUAGAAAUUGUAUUUUUUUAAUGAAAAUAAUAAAAACCGAUCAAUGA
Tribolium madens (black flour beetle) is the source of this 1605-nucleotide messenger RNA. RefSeq names its product facilitated trehalose transporter Tret1-like. Gene Ontology annotation, biological process: transmembrane transport. Gene Ontology annotation, cellular component: membrane. Gene Ontology annotation, molecular function: transmembrane transporter activity. The record is from RefSeq and is a predicted model, not a curated record. NCBI's taxonomy places the organism in Eukaryota, Metazoa, Arthropoda, Insecta, Coleoptera, Tenebrionidae. Bases 11 to 1426 code for a protein of 471 amino acids. The transcript is spliced from 2 exons.